AUGACGUCCUGCGUGAUUCAAGUCCACGACCUCUCGCGUCGCCUGCACAAGCGCCUGCAGCCGCCACUGCCCGUGGGAGGCGCCGCCACCGACGAAGCAGCCGCUCCCUGCGACUCGGUCCCGAGCGAGGCCCGGCUCAAGGUGCGCAAGCGCCAGGUCAAGUCGUCGCCGCGCUCGGCAAUGGCUGUCGCGUCGCUGCCGGAAGCGCCCGCGCCAGCCACGUUGGCGGGGAGAGACAUUGCUGUUGAUGCUGCCGCUGCUGCUGUUGCUAUUGCGCAGUGGCCGAGCGUCGUGGGCUGCGAGGGCGUGCGCAAGGCGCUCACGUUCCUGCAGACGUCGCGCCAGCACGCGCUCAUGCUCAUGCUGCAGAACCACUGGGAGCGCGCCAUGCGCGUGCUGGAGAAGAUUGAGCGAGCGACCGAGAGCGUCAGCGCGCAGAGGCGACAGGUUGUGAUCCGGCAGGCAAACGCCGGCCGCGACUCGCUCGUCGGGCAGCUGCAGGCGCUGGAGCUCGUGGCGCCGCGUCGCGUCGUGCGCUUCAGCGACGACGUGGCGGUCGCUGUUGCAGACGAUGUGGACCGCACGUGCGACCACGUGGCGGAGCCCGUGCGCGCGGAGAUGCUCGUGCUGCGUGCGUCGCGCAAGAUCCCGCCGGCGAACCUCUCCGAGUUUUGGAACGAGUGA
Hyaloperonospora brassicae is the source of this 684-nucleotide messenger RNA. Lineage: Eukaryota; Oomycota; Peronosporomycetes; Peronosporales; Peronosporaceae. The record is from the annotation of a GenBank genome assembly.